Messenger RNA from Morus notabilis, 3736 nucleotides. RefSeq names its product putative disease resistance protein RGA4. Bases 289 to 3531 code for a protein of 1080 amino acids. The record is from RefSeq and is a predicted model, not a curated record. Gene Ontology annotation, molecular function: ADP binding; protein binding. Gene Ontology annotation, biological process: defense response to other organism. The transcript is spliced from 2 exons. NCBI's taxonomy places the organism in Eukaryota, Viridiplantae, Streptophyta, Magnoliopsida, Rosales, Moraceae.
AUAAGAAUAGAAUAGUUUUCUUUUGCCCUUUUUCAUUUCCUUAUUUGCUUUUCAUCAAUUUCGUGGAAGAUUCAUUUCAUGUAGCACUAAAUCAUAAUACAAUUUAGGUAAAGUAGGACCCAACAUGGAAAAAGUUUCCACACGAAUUGACAAUUGAUGGCAUCCAAGAAGCUGAAGUAUUGACCCCCAAGUCAACAUUGUGGAAUUUUAUAUGCCCAUUCUUUCAUGUAAGUUCUAACUUCUAACAGGCAUUAAUUCCUCCUCAAAUUUUAGCUUACCAAGUAAGCAAUGGCGGAAGCAAUUCUCUUCAAUGUUGCUGAAAGUAUUAUCGAGAAGUUGGGAUCCGAAACUCUUGGUAAAGAGAUGGGGUUGCUCUUUGGUGUCAACACCGAGCUUCAGAAACUCAAGCGCACUGUUUCUGCAAUUAAGGCUGUGCUUCUUGAUGCAGAGCAAAAGCAAGCUGAAAACCAUCAGGUCAAGGAUUGGCUUCAAAAGCUUCAAGAUGCUGUUUAUUAUGCUGAUGACUUGGUAGAUGAAUUUUACACUGAAGCUUUGCAGCGCAGAGUGAUGAUUGGGAGUGGAAAAGCGAAGAAGGUACGCAUUUUCUUUUCGAGCUCAAAUCAGCUUGCGUUUAUGCUGAAGAUUGGUCAUAAAAUAAAAGAGGUUAGGGAAACACUCAAUGAAAUUAAAGAUAACAAGGAUUUUUACUUGAUGGAACGCCUCGAGGACACGCGUGUCUCCUCUAUGGCGAGGGAGACUCACUCAUAUGUGCGUGAAGAAGAAGUUAUUGGAAGGGAUGCUGAUAAAUUGGCAAUUAUGAAGCUUUUGUUGGAUUUAGAAUCUAAAGAGGAUGUAUCAGUUAUUCCUAUUGUUGGUAUUGGAGGAUUAGGGAAAACGACACUUGCUCAACACAUCUUCAAUGAUGAAAACAUCCAAAAACAUUUUGAACUGAGAAGUUGGGUUUGCGUCUCAGACUUUUUUGAUCUAAAAUUAAUUGUUGAGAAAAUCAUUAAAUCUGUAACUUUGAAGAGCUCGGGAAAUCUAGAGUUGGAGCAAUUGCAAUUUCACCUUCGAAAAGAAAUUGAUGGAAAGAGAUAUCUUCUUGUACUAGAUGAUGUGUGGAAUGAGGAUGGCGAAAAAUGGCGUAGACUAGAAAGAUUGUUAAUGGGUGGGGCAAAGGGUAGCAGAGUAUUAGUGACAACUCGUAGUUACAUGGUUGCCAAGAUAACACAUACAAUUCAACCAUACAAGUUAAGUGGGUUGGACAAUGUUGACUCUUGGUCCUUAUUUAAGAGAAUAGCCUUUGAUAAAGGACAAGAACCUGAAAACUCAACAGUUUUGGCAAUGGGUAUGGAAAUUGUAGAGAAGUGUAGAGGAGUUCCUCUUGCAAUAAAGACCAUAGGGAGUAUAUUGUACUUCAAAAGGCGAGAAAUAGAGUGGUCCUCUUUUAUGGAAACUGAACUUUCCAAAAUACCUCAAGGAGAAGAUGACAUUUUACCAGCACUGAAGCUGAGUUACAAUCAUCUCCCUUCACAUUUGAAACAUUGCUUUGCUUAUUGUCGGUUGUUUCCCAAAGAUCAUGAAAUUGAUGUGCAAAAGUUAAUAAGGCUUUGGAUUGCUCAAGGGUUCAUUAAGCCUUCAGAUCGAAGCCAAUGUCUAGAAGAUGUUGGUUACGAAUAUUUUAUGGCUUUGCUCUGGAGGUCCUUUUUUCAAGAUCCAAAAAUAGAUGAUUGGGGUAAUGUGAAAAGAUUUAGAAUUCAUGAUCUCAUGCAUGAUCUUGCAGUUCUCGUGGCGGGGACAAGUAGCAUCUCAAUUGAUCGAAGUAUGGAGAAUUCUAAUGAAAAUAUUCGCCAUGUAUCAUUUGAUUCUAAAUUCAACCAGUCAUGGAAACUUCCACCAUCCUUGCUCAAAAAGAACAACAUUGUACGGACUUUUAUUUCACCCAAAUAUAAUGCUUGGCAUGGGUAUCAACACAACUUUCUAGGCACGUCAAGAAAGAAAUUAAGAUGGUUGACUCGUGAUGCAAUCUUGUUUAGCUUCACAUCUCUGCGGACUUUAGAUUUGAAGGCUUUGAACAUCAAGAAAUUGCCAAAUAGUUUGGGUAGAUUGAAACAUCUAAGAUACCUUGAUGUUUCGCGAAAUAAUAUCCAGAUGCUUCCCAAUUCAAUAACAAGACUGCAGAAUUUGCAAACUUUGAUUCUCUCUCAUUGUCGAGAGUUGAUACGAUUGCCUGAAGAUAUGAAGAAACUAGUCAACUUGAGGCAUCUUCAAACACAUGGAUGUCGGAGAUUGAGCUACAUGCCACGUGGAAUCGGUGAAUUGACUGCCCUUCACUCAUUAGACAGAUUUGUGGUGGCUGACACGGGCAAUGUGACAAGACGCACUUCUGGGCUUAGUGAACUUGGCGGCCUUAACAACUUGGGAGCAGAGUUGUCCAUUGAGAACUUGGGGCAUGGGAAAAAUAUUGCAUUGGAAGUGAAAGCUGCAAAUUUUAAGGAUAAACAACACCUUCAAUCCCUUGUUUUAUUUUGGAGAUAUGGAUUCGAUGGUGAUCAGACAAGUGUUGUUGAGAAUGAUGAAAUGUCAUUAGAUGAUCUGCGACCACAUUCAAAAAUGAAAGCUUUGAAGGUGGUGAAUUUCAUGGGUUUGAGAUUUGCAGGUUGGCUUUCUACGCUCAAUAAUCUUGUCAAAUUAGAAUUACUGAGUUGUGAAAAAUGUCAACAUCUCCCACAUCUUCAUGAGUUACCCUUACUCAAGGAGCUCACACUCUAUGCAUUGAUUGCUUUGGAGUACAUAUCAGAUAUGGAGAGCAACAAUCAAUUGUCCACUUCAUUAUCAACUCCAACAACUCCAUUCUUCCCAUCUCUAACAAUCCUUAAGAUCAGAUUUUGCCUUAAUCUGAAGGGAUGGUGGAGGAGGAGUACAAUUGCCGGUGACAACAGUGGAGCCCUCGGAUUGACAACAGCUACAACACCACCAUUACAUCAAAACCAACCUGUAUUCCCCUGUCUUCAUGAUCUAGAGAUAAGAAACUGCCCCCACCUAACUUCCAUGCCUUUGUUUCCGGAUCUAAAAAGCUUGGAGUUGAUGGACACUAGCUUCAGACCGUUACAACAAACGAUGAUGAUGACAGAUGCUAGUAUGAUAGCUUCACCAUCUACAAUCAUGUCUACACCACCAGAUUCCUCCUCAUCUCUCUCCAAAUUGAAGAACCUGUUAAUUUCACAGAUAAAGGAUGUCGAAUCGUUGCCAGAAGGGAUAGGAAACCUCACAUCCCUUCAGUCUCUUGACAUCGUUGAAUGCCCCAAUUUGACAUCAUUGCCAGAGGUGAUUGGCAACCUCUGUUUGCUUCAAUCUCUUAAAGUUUGGGAAUGCCCCAAAUUGGAAUCAUUACCAGAAGGGAUGUGUCUCCUCACCUCUUUGAAGUUGUUGAAAAUUGAUAAAUGCCCUACCUUGUCACAACGAUGCAAGCGGGAAAUUGGUGAGGAUUGGCCCAAGAUUGCCCACAUCCCAAAAAUUGAGACAGAAUGAUUAUGAUCUGAAGCUCCACUUCUACUACAGGGCUUUGGGAUUUUGGCCAUGUGCUCGCCGCGCUUUGAUUACAGCUUACACAGGCCUUCUUGUGCUAUUUCUGCUCGUCGCCAGAUGCCAAUCAGAUUGUUAACCUCAGCCCAAUUUCCUUUUUUUUUUUUAAUUAAAAAAAAAAAGAUUUGUCACUGUGCUGACCAUAUGUAAA